AAAAAACACAUGGAACCAAGGAACAAUGUCACUUAUUUUGUUCUCAUGGGCCUCACUCAGAAUCCAAAGGAACAGAAAAUACUUUUUGUUAUAUUCUUGCUGUUCUACAUUUUGAGUUUCGUGGGAAAUCUGCUCACUAUCAUGACUAUAACUCUCAGUCAAAACCUGGCCUCACCGAUGUACUUCUUUCUUGCUAGUUUAUCUUUUUUGGAUAUUAUUUACUCAUCAACCAUUUCUCCACAAUUGUUGUCAGACUUGUGUUUUGAGAAUAGUACCAUAUCUUUCAAGUCUUGUAUGAUUCAGCUGUUUACAGAACACCUCUUUGGUGGAUCAGAGAUCUGUCUUCUAUUGGUGAUGGCCUAUGACCGCUAUGUGGCCAUCUGUAAGCCUUUGCAUUAUCUGGUUAUCAUGAAGCAAAGGAUGUGUGUUGUGUUACUCAUAGUGUCUUGGGUUGGAGGGUUUUUGCACUCUGUUAUUCAACUUGUCACUAUUUAUGGGCUCCCAUUCUGUGGCCCAAAUGUCAUUGAUCAUUUUAUGUGUGACAUGUACCCUUUAUUGGAACUUGUCUGUGUUGACACCUAUGUCAUUGGCAUUUUAGUGGUGGUCAAUGGUGGACUGAUGUGUGUGAUUGUGUUUCUGCUCUUACUCAUCUCUUAUGGUGUCAUCUUGUACUCUCUAAAGAACCUUAGUCAGGAAGGGAGGAGGAAAGCUCUCUCAACCUGUGGCUCCCAUAUUGCAGUGGUUGUCUGCUUUUUUGGUCCCUGCAUUUUCAUGUAUGCCAGACCUGCCAAGACUUUUCCAACUGACAAAUCAUUGAGUGUGUUUUAUACAGUCAUAACACCUAUGUUGAACCCAUUAAUCUACACUCUUAGAAACUCAGAGAUGACAAAUGCUAUGAAGAAGCUCUGUAGAAAAAAAUUUAUGUCAGGAGUAAAUGAGCCAUCCACUAUGAUAAGAGUCAUUUGA
Messenger RNA from Castor canadensis (American beaver), 966 nucleotides. Its product is annotated as olfactory receptor 4A47-like. Gene Ontology annotation, molecular function: G protein-coupled receptor activity; olfactory receptor activity. Gene Ontology annotation, biological process: G protein-coupled receptor signaling pathway. Gene Ontology annotation, cellular component: membrane. Lineage: Eukaryota; Metazoa; Chordata; Mammalia; Rodentia; Castoridae. The record is from RefSeq and is a predicted model, not a curated record.